Sphaerodactylus townsendi is the source of this 5665-nucleotide messenger RNA. It is a transcript of the gene PRRT3, whose product is annotated as proline rich transmembrane protein 3. Bases 567 to 3884 code for a protein of 1105 amino acids. The transcript has 4 exons. The record is from RefSeq and is a predicted model, not a curated record. Lineage: Eukaryota; Metazoa; Chordata; Lepidosauria; Squamata; Sphaerodactylidae.
GACGCUGGCUGGGGCUGGCGACGCUCCACGGGCGCCCCCAGUUUGGGACUGGCGCCUAACCGAGUCGCCGCAGUUAGCAAUAGCAGCGGCUGGAGGAGGAUCUUGUUCUCUGCAGCAGGAUCUCUGGGCGGGCCACGAAAAGAAAGAGCCAGAGCCCGGGCGCGCAUCCCUGGUCUUGUGUGCCAAUCUAACCCCGGCAGCAGAAGGCGCCGGUCCCUCCUUCCCCGCACCUGCCGCUUCCCAAUGUCUGCCGGCCUGACUCGCUGCAGAGCGCGCCACGCGCCACUGGCCACGGGGCGGUGCUGAGCGCACGUGGUUGGCGAGGUUGCGCCGGUCGCCAGGUACUGCGCGGAGGUGAAAGUGUUAACGAGGCUGGCCGGGGGGGGGGGGAGGAGGGGGCGACGUGAGCAGAGGCGAAGUAGGGGACUUUGGAGCCGUUCCGGCACCGCCGCCUCCCACCCCGCUCUCCCCCAGGAUGAGGCCGCAGCGCCAAGGAGGGCUCCGAGGGCAAAGAAUGAGAAGCUGUGACGGUGCUGGGUGCUGAGCUUUGCCAUCACACCUCAGGGAUGGCUGCCAUGGGUCUCUCCUUCACCUGGAGUCUGCUCCUGCCUUCCUUGCUCCGGGCUUUCAGUCUCCCCACCCCGGACAGCCCUGCCUGGAACUCUUCUUUGAGUUCCGCCCCAGAGCUGCCUUCGCUGAAUGGUUCUUCCCAGGAGUCUCUUCUGCCAGCUGUGCCCCAUCUGGAUCCCGAUGCCCACGAGGUCUCCAGUGGCGACGGGGUGCCAAGAGCUGAGGACUGGAGAAGUGCCAGCCCCACUGUCAUCACUGGGCCCCCUGUUCUCACGUGGCCCGUUGACUUCCCUGCAGUGACAACCUCUGGUCCAGGGUCUCCCACAAAUGCUUCAGGAGGAAGCCUGGACUUCCAAGGAGGAGACUCCCCUUUGCCAACCACGGGCCCUUCCCACGUUCAAAAAGAGCCUGAAGAUGUCGGCCACGUAACUGUGGGACCCGGUCCACAACUAGAGAAGAACGAGAGCUCCUUCUCUUUGCCUGACGUUGAGAGGGCAACCACAGCCAACCUGGGUAUGGUCCCAUUCCCAGAGUCUUCCAGGGAAGGUGUGUUGGACUUCGCGCCCUCUCAAGAGGGAACCACACGUAGCCACGUCCACGUGGUAUUCAAAGACGCCUCCACAGCAACAACCGUCAGCCCCAGGCCUACAGUGUCUACCAUCCCCUUGGUGACGUUACCUUCUGGUGUAUCCCGCAUAAAGUGGAUGGCAACCUUGGGCACCGAUCCUAGGGGCGAUGAUUCUACAGGGAAGGAAUUGCUCGACAGGAAUCAAAGCACAGUGAAAUACUUGGCUUCAUACAGGAGCACACAGGUCUAUGGUGGUCCGCAGGACAGUGAGGGGCUUUCGACCAGCCCUUUUAAUGCCACUCUGGCAGCUGAGUACACACAGAGUCCCUUAGAGCCACAGAAGGGCACUGUGGGCCUGGGUGCAGCUUCCCAGACCCCACAGUUAACCACUAUGACAGUCCCACUGGAUAAGAAGGGUCAAAAAGCCGCCGUUCUCCCAGACGGCUCCCAUCACUCGUCCUUAGAGGAUCUUUUCCUCAGCCCUUCACCCCCUUUACCAACGGAAGGCACAAGAGCGACCCAGGGGCCAGUUGUCCAUGAAAGAAUUACCCACUGGAGCCUGAUCGUUGAUACCACUCAGCAAGCAGGAACUCAGCGCACAACAGGGACAGAACGGACUCGCUCCCUUGGUAGCUCCACAAAUCCAGCUUUCUCCAGCUUCACCACCCCAGGAACUGGGGAAGUGGUUGAUAUUGACCCGCAACGAGUCCGAGGCGCUGUGAUCCCCAGGAUUCCUGUUGGCUCAACUACUCCUGGGCAGGGCAUUUUUAUGGUGGUGAAGGGCCAAGGCACCAGACAUCCAGAUCCAGCUGGGACCCAAUCUCCCGGGCAGAGCAGCGCCGUGCUCGCCACUCUUUCGUCCCGCCUUCCGGCGACACCUCGCCGUGGCCUAAUCCGGGUCACCACGCAACGAGCCUUGCAGCAUCCCCAGCUGGCCAGACCGGAGCCCAGCCAACCCGCCUUGCUGCCGGCCUCUAGCCCCCCCUGCCCACGCCCCGGCAGCGCUUGCAGCCAGUUUAUGCUCAACCAGACCUUGCUGCAGUGGAAGGACCUGGAGCGGACGCUGAGCUUCGCCUGGGCUCUGCAUGUGUACGGCUUGGCUGUGCUCUUUCUCCUGCUCAGCCUGCUGAGCUUGGUCUGCCUGGUGGGUUCCCUGGCCACGCACGCUCCCCAUCUCCCCUACGUCGUGGCCGCCAGUGCCUUGCUGCUGGCGUUCGGGGUCCUGCGUGCUACCUUUUUUCUGGUGGACCCGUACGGCUCACGAGGCUGGCUGCCCUCCCGAGCGGUGCGGGUGCUGUACAUGACACCCUUCCCCCUGCUGCUGAGCACAUUUGCGGUGCUUCUGCUCCGCCUCCUCUGCCAGGCCCACCUGCAGGUCUUGCCCCCGAGACUGCAAAGCCUGCUCUCGUUGGCUGUCCUGGGGUCCGUGCAAAGCCUCCUCCUCCUGGGGGCCGACUUGCUCACGCCUCCGAUGCACCCGGUGGUGGCCGUGGGGCUGCACACGCUCUCCUGCACAGCCGGCUUCUGCCUCUUGCCCAUCACCAUGCUCGUGUACUGGCAGCUACGGCACAGCGCAGCGUCCGAAGGCACUCCCGAGCCCGGCGUGUGGAGCGGGGCGUGGCUGCUCCUCGGAAGCAGUGGGUUGGCGCUCCCGUGCUGCGGGCUGCAGUUGUACGGGGUGCUGUGGCUCUCCGGAGUGCUGGGCCGGCCGGACGUCUUCAGCUGGGGCUGGUGGUUUGUGCAGUUCUGGUUCCGGAUCGGCGAGCUGGUGCUGUCUUUCACGCUGGCCUUCUUAGCCGGGCAGGCCCUUUGCCAGCGGUACGGGAGCAGCGAGCACUCCUGCUGGGCCAAGCUGGCGCGCUACUUUUGCACCUACCGCAAGGCCGAGGUGCCCGAGUAUCCCAACAACUGUUACAACUGGUCCGGCGGGGUCCUGGAGAAAGUACCCAACAAUGAUAUCAGCAAGAGCUUGAUCCGGAACCCGCCUACUAGUGGGCGCCUCUGGGCACUGAAGGACAACAACGAAUUGCGGGCGGCAGCCAGCCAGCAUUCCAGCCCCUCCCCAGUGCACCCCGUCUACAGCCCCAAGUGCCCCAACGCCGCAGCCACCACCAUGGGCCGCUCCUACACCAGCAUCUGCUUUGAACGGGAUUCUGUGCUGUCCUUGGCUGAACUGGAGUUCCGGCCUCCCUCUCCCAUCAACCUGAGCCGCAGCAUCGACGAAGCCCUCUUCCGGGAGCACUUAGUGCGCGACUCCAUUUUCCUGCGCUCCAGCCUCCACUUCCCUUCCCGCCUGGCCCGCCAAGACUCCUGCUCUUCGCUGCGUGGCGAGUGCUCGACCCUCUCCCACACGGCUCAGCCUCUGCUGGGCCGGCCUCGCCGGAGCAGCGACCCAGACUGCUUGUACAGUUUGGCGCGGGCCAGCUCGAUGGGCGAGCUCACCACGCAGAGCCGGGGCCUGGCCAGCGAGCCCCCGACAGACACCUCUUUCGACAGCUUCUCCCGCACCUCCUUCUCCCGUGCCUCCCUCAAGAUCAGCUGGAACCCCUGGCGCCACGGCCUGUCCUCACCAGAAAGCCUGCCCGCAGAGGAGCUCCCUUGCCAGGCCCAGCUGUUGCCAGACGACCUCCCUCCAGCUCCCUCCAGCAGCGCGCCAAACUCCGACGGUGAGGCCCGGCGGAGUUUCUUGGCUCUCAGCAAGCAGGUGGAUUCCCGCAGCCUCUCCAGUGACACCAUUGAACUGUGAGGCCGGGCCGUGGGCUCAGCUUCCCUUUGUGCCCCGGAGGCACCGGCGUGAUUCUGAGGGGAGAGAAAACUACCACGGAACUGGUUUGUUCAAACAGCUGGAGCGAGGAAGAACCCCGCUUCUCUUCUGACAAGGCUUGGGGCCGCCCCGAUCCUCAUUCCACCCAUUUGCAUAAUGGCCCCAAGUGUGGUGCUGUGUCCUUCCCGUAGUAUCAGCCACAACCCCAGCCCAGUCACGCCACCUUCCUUGUGUCAGCCACAUCCUUAGGACCAGUGAUCUACUGUGACCAAGCUGUUUAGUGCCUGCAAGUCCAAGCAUCUGCCCCAAAUGUCCAUAGACAAUUUAGUCUCCUGUAAUCUGGUGUACCAAUAAGAGAAAUAGACAGAAAUCUGGAAACCCAUCAGUUGCCCAGUAGUGGAUGCUGGGGAGGGGAAGCAGUGGUGUACUGCCCAUUGGGCAAAGUGGGCAGUUGCCCAGGGCGCAGAAAUUUUAAGUCACGUGGGGCGCCUGAUUUCUAAGCCCCGCCCACUUUGUAUGGUGGCCCACAAGCCACCAGAGGCAGAGCAGGAGGACAGGGAGCUCCACCUGCGGUGAACUUGGGCUGCUGGGGCCGUCUGGAAAAGGUGAGUGCCGCGGCCGGGCUGCUCCGCCCAUGGGUUUUGUGCAGGGAGCCAGUUUGCCUUGGUACGCCAUUGUGGGGAAGGGUAGCCAUUCCCAAGUCUGGCAGAGCCCUGCCUCUUGCUCAGCCUCUAGUGCCCAUUGGCCCAUCUCUAAGUUGCUGUUUGUGCUCGUAGGGCCCGUAUCGUACCUUAGAUAGAUCCCUUUAGAGAGGAAGGGGACAAAAGCACAGAGUAAGACUUGCUAGGAACCUCCAACAUAGUAGCUUGCAGAUGGAUCAGCAGCAGUGGCAGGGGAAGUAGGAUACUUGAUCACUCGGAGGCAGAGCGCACGCUUUGCACACCGGAAGUCCCAGGUUCCGUUCUCGGUAUUUCCAACCUAGAGGAUCUCAGACUAGCAACGCUACUGGGGUGCAGUCCCACCCGAGACCUUGGGAAGCCCCUGCUACAUAUGCUGAACGGACCUGAUUCUUUAUCAGACUCUGAAUGAUCGUGGUUUGUACUGUGAAUCACAGAACUGAGCAUUGCACUUCAAAAUCCAUAGUCCAGCAUGCAGUGAUUUAUUCAGGGCCAGGGGAAUCUCGUAUUUCCCUGACUCUAGGCCUCAUGGUUGCAGCGGGACAUCUGAAUUCAUGCAGCUAGUUUCUUUUCCAUGAUCCAAAGCACAGAAGGCCCCUACCCACCCCACUUCACCAGGACCUGCAGUAUGCUUAAAGGUGCCAGGGGGUGGGGGGCAUCUUAGCUCUUCAGGGCCCCCUUUUCUUUCACGCCCCUCUGCCCUUGAUUUCAAAACCUGCAGAUAAAUGCAGUCUCCCAUCAAUCAGUCACAGCCAUACAAAUAAUUUGCAUUACGUUCCAAUCGCUGAAUAUAGGGAUUUGGUUCCAGAAUUUUUUUUCCUUAAUACAAAUAGAAGUUUUGCUAGAAACUACUUGAAACCAACCUGGCCAGGUGUUGGGUAUGUAUGGAUGGAACUAAUGUCGGAUGAAGUGUUCGUCGAAGGGAGAGCGUGACUUUUGUCCGACUGGGGUUUCCGGAAAAAGCACAAGCUGUACUUUCCUGGUAUCUAUGUGUCCCCAGCAGUGGGGGGUGGGGGGAGGGUAGAGUUGCCCAAAACUGUGGAAUGUCAUGUGGUCCGUUGUGCCAAAAUGAAAUAAAACCUUUUG